AGAGGGAGGGAGAAAUUGUGUUGCCUUGGCAACGCAAAGGAAAACUCAGUUAUUGAUGUUACCCUGACGUUACCAUGUUUUUAAAAUAUUUCUGAUUUGUUAAAUUGUUGUUUAUUACUUUAUGAGUUUGGUUAACUGGUGAAUGCAAAUUAUUUACAACAAUGUCGAUACAUAAAAUUGACGAAGAUCGUGAUAUAUCUCCAAUGGUAAAGCUGUCGUCGCAUAUGUACGGCAGUUUCGAUGCAGGAGAUGGGAGAUCACUCUCUCCAGACGGUACUGACUACAGUUUUCAAGACGUAUCCAAUGUUCAGUUACCAUAUGGGCAUGGGUUACAAGAUUGUUAUGACCAGCAGGCUGGCACAUCAAGCAUUCUCGGGGCUGGAACCAAGCGCUCAGUUUCGCGGAUGUCAUCUUUGUCGCGCAAUCUGAAUCAGAGGGUUUCCGAUCAGUCAGACAACAGCGAAGAAGAAGAUGAUGAAGAGUUGGAUGUGCAGGCGACCACAUUGGAAGGAACAUAUGAUCCCUCGGAAUUUGAUCAUCUACAAGUGUCUGAAGAAAUAAAAGAUCUUUUCCAGGACAUAACUCGCUACACACCACAGAACAUAGAGCUGGACUACAAGCUAUGGCCGUUCAUCCCCGACUUCAUCCCGGCGGUGGGGGACAUAGACGCCUUCCUGAAAGUGCCGCGCCCGGACGGGCUGAACGACCUGAUUGGGCUGCGUGUGCUGGACGAGCCGUGCGCCCGGCAGAGCGAGCCCGCCGUGCUGCAUCUGCAGCUGCGCGCGGUCGCCAAGCAGUCGUCCGCCAAGCCCGUGGUGGUGAAGAUGGUGGAAAAUGCAGAGAAGAAUCCAAAAGCUAUAGACAGAUGGAUUAAAGAUAUUGGAGAUCUCCAUCGCAGCAAGCCACCACCCACCGUUCACUACACAAAGCCUCUGCCCGACGUGGACGGCCUGCUGCAGGAGUGGCCGGCGGAGUUCGAGCAGAAGCUGCGGGAGGUGGGCCUGCCGACCCCCGACCUCGACUGCGACCUCGCCACGUACAUCGACAUUGUGUGCGGUUUGUUCGACAUCCCAACAUAUGAAUCGAAGAUACAGUCACUUCAUGUUCUUUUCACACUCUAUUCUGCUGUGAAGAACUUGCAGACACAUGCUGAGACUAAUGUAGGGGACAAUGAAAAGUGAAGUUCCUUACAUCUCUCAUUAUCUCAUCGUCUCCUUGAAGCCUGGGAGUCCGUUGAAAGGGGUAGGGAAGGGGUGGCCCUCAAGCGGAGAAAAAGAUAAAAGAUGCUUUACUGUUAACAUGGAGUGUCUGCAGAGGGCCUGCCCACAGCGAAUUAGUAGUCAAGCAUGUGUCCACAUUAGUGGCCUCAAUUGGCUAUAAGUAUGACCAUUGUUGGCUGUUUGUAAACUGAAAACUAUUCUAGUCAUAUUUUUCGUGCUCACAGUGAUUGUGUGUCAAUGUACAGUGAUAUCAAAUAUUAUAAUCUUUUACACUCAACACAAUAAAAAAAUGUUAAAAAUUU
Bacillus rossius redtenbacheri is the source of this 1522-nucleotide messenger RNA. It is a transcript of the gene IFT46, whose product is annotated as intraflagellar transport protein 46 homolog. Lineage: Eukaryota; Metazoa; Arthropoda; Insecta; Phasmatodea; Bacillidae. Bases 162 to 1181 code for a protein of 339 amino acids. Gene Ontology annotation, cellular component: centrosome; motile cilium; intraciliary transport particle B. Gene Ontology annotation, biological process: cilium assembly; intraciliary transport. The record is from RefSeq and is a predicted model, not a curated record. The transcript has 9 exons.